This is a messenger RNA of Elephantulus edwardii (Cape elephant shrew), 761 nucleotides long. RefSeq names its product all-trans retinoic acid-induced differentiation factor (gene ATRAID). Bases 72 to 761 code for a protein of 229 amino acids. The record is from RefSeq and is a predicted model, not a curated record. Lineage: Eukaryota; Metazoa; Chordata; Mammalia; Macroscelidea; Macroscelididae. Gene Ontology annotation, biological process: positive regulation of osteoblast differentiation. The transcript is spliced from 7 exons. Gene Ontology annotation, cellular component: intracellular membrane-bounded organelle.
CGUGACGCACGAGGGGCGGAGCUACGGGCUCAGGUUUCUCCAGUUGCUGAGAUGCACCGAGGCUCCGGAAAAUGGCGCUUCGCAGGCCGGGUACCACUGCGAACCUGUUGCCCUGUGCUGCCGCCCUGAUCCUCGCUCUGGGCGUGGAGAGGGUUUUGGCGCUACCCGAGAUAUGUAUCCAGUGUCCAGGGACUGUGCAAAAUUUGUCCGAAGUGGCUCUUUUUUGUCAGCAGACUCCGAAGCUAAUAUUAAGUGCCCGCUGCUGCCUGAAUCAGAAGGGCACCAUCUUGGGGCUGGAUCUCCAGAACUGUUCUUUGAAGGAUCCUGGUCCAAACUUUCCUCAGGCAAACACUGCUAUUGUCAUAGACCUGCAAGCAAACCUCCUCAAAGAUGACUUGGUUAAUACAUUCCGUGGCUUCACCCAGCUCCAGACUCUGGUACUGCCACAAGAUGUCAACUGUCCUGGAGGUAUUAGCACCUGGAAUACAAUCACCACAUACAUAAAUAACCAAACCUGCCAAGGUCAAAGGAACCUUUGCAAUAGCACUGGAGAUGCAGAAAUGUGUCCUGAGAAUGGAUCGUGUGUGCCCGAUGGACCAGGCCUCUGGCAGUGUCUUUGUGCUGAUGGUUUCCAUGGCUACAAGUGUAUGCGCCAGGGCUCGUUUUCACUGAUUAUGUUCUUUGGGAUUCUGGGAUCCACUACGCUAUCCAUCUCUCUUCUGCUGUGGGGGACCCAACGUCGAAAAGCUAAAGCUUCGUGA